UUUUUAAUUCUAGUCAAAAUUUGGUUAAUUUAACUCGUCAAAAUUUAAAAGUGGAUCAAGUAACCGGAAUCAGAGGGAUUAUUUGAAAGUAGAUAUUUGUUAAUGUAUUAUGUUUGUUAAUGUAUUAUGUUCGCGUAAAAAGUUGUUUCAACUUUGAUAUUAAUCUCCGUGACAUCCAUUCUGUUAGAGGGGAUGUAACAAGGAAAGGAUGUAGCCCAGGUGGAAUCGAUGACUGUAUUUAAAACAAUCACAGUUGAUCUAUUCUGUUGGUGAACUAUACUAUGAUUCCAGGAAAUUCUUGCUGCUGUCACUGUGAAAAUGCAUAUGUUCACGCAUUGACAUUUAAGAGCUCUCAUAUAGUCAUAUUAUUUACAUGCUUGGACGCUGCUGCAAUAUCAGAGUUCAGAAACUGAGAUAUAAAUGAUCUUAAAUAUUAACUCAUGCAAGCCAUGACACCAGGAUGUAAGAAGCUUGCAGUUUAUUUUAUGAUAUAUAAAUAAAAACAAUGAAGCUUGAUAUUUGAAUUAGUAUGUCUAAUAGCAAUAGGGGCAAACUAGUUUUUGGAAUGAAGUGAAAUUGUAAAGUGGCUCCAAACGUGACAACAUUUAACCCGGAUCACAUUCACCUGGCUACAUAAUCCCCUGCCCCAGUGAACCACAAUGUGUCAUCUACUUGACUCACUUUCAUUCUCCCGAAGCUAGUAUGGAAAAUAGCAGGAAGGUUACAGUAAAAUCAUGGAAGAAAGGCCCUGCGAGAGGCAAAGGGGGACCUCUGAAUUCUACGUGUGAGUAUCGAGGGGUUCGACAGAGAACUUGGGGCAAAUGGGUUGCAGAAAUAAGGGAGCCAAUGAAGAGAAAUAGAAUCUGGUUGGGUUCUUUUUCCACGGCUGAAGAAGCAGCUAUGGCUUAUGACGAAGCUGCGAGGAGGUUAUACGGUCCAGAUACUCACCUCAAUUUACCCCAUUUGAGAAGCCACUUUAAUCCUUCAAACAAAUCACAGAAAUUUAAAUGUUUUCCUUCCAACAAGUUCAUCUCAUUGUUACCUUCCAGUGGGCUGCUGAAUCUGAGUGCUCAGCCAAGCGUUCAUGUCAUACAUCAGAGGCUCGAAGAACUUAAGAAGAAUGCUGCGUUUCCACAGUCAGCUUCAUCUAGUUCGUCCUCUAAUGACCCAAGAUAUGAAGCUUCCAUGGUGAGUGGCCAAUUCUCUUCAAACUAUACUGGAGCCAAGUGUAAAGAGGUUAACGAGGUUAACUUCCAUGCAGAUGUGUUGGGAAACCAUAGAGAGAAACCUCAGCUUGACCUUAAUGAGUUUCUUCAGCAAUUGGGCAUUAUUAGAGAAGAUGACCAGCCAGAUACAAGUGAGGUCUCUAGUAGCUUAACAGAACUCGAAAGUUCUUUACCGGAUUAUGAUGGACUUACACCAAAUGCCGACACUUGUUUCAACUGGGACAUGUCAAGUGAAGUGCAUCAGAUGCAAGAUCAUCGGGACACGUCAAGUGAAGAGCAUCAUAUGCAGGACCAUCAAAGAGGGGAUCUUAUCAACUUCCAACCUUAUAUCCCUGAAGAACUGAGCUGCCCUUCCUCUAUUUGGAACAUUUAAAGCUGAUCAGUGAUCACUUAUAUAGUCCUGAAGCAAGAAGCAAUCCUUGAAGAGAAAAUAAUAAUAUAGUGCUGCAUUGUUACAGUGAAAGAAAAUGUCAAAUUAACAUGUCAAUCCUAGAUGCCACAGCUGCUUACUAUUUUUGUGUUUGCUGAUAUGAUACAUUCCAUAAAAAAUGGUGCACCAAACAUCU
Daucus carota subsp. sativus is the source of this 1792-nucleotide messenger RNA. Its product is annotated as dehydration-responsive element-binding protein 2F. The record is from RefSeq and is a predicted model, not a curated record. The transcript has a single exon. The coding region runs from base 703 to 1599 and encodes 298 amino acids. Lineage: Eukaryota; Viridiplantae; Streptophyta; Magnoliopsida; Apiales; Apiaceae. Gene Ontology annotation, biological process: response to stress; positive regulation of DNA-templated transcription. Gene Ontology annotation, molecular function: DNA-binding transcription factor activity; transcription cis-regulatory region binding. Gene Ontology annotation, cellular component: nucleus.